This is a messenger RNA of Amaranthus tricolor (Joseph's coat), 2346 nucleotides long. RefSeq names its product mechanosensitive ion channel protein 5-like. Gene Ontology annotation, cellular component: plasma membrane. The coding region runs from base 1 to 2346 and encodes 781 amino acids. The record is from RefSeq and is a predicted model, not a curated record. Gene Ontology annotation, biological process: transmembrane transport; monoatomic anion transport. Lineage: Eukaryota; Viridiplantae; Streptophyta; Magnoliopsida; Caryophyllales; Amaranthaceae. Gene Ontology annotation, molecular function: mechanosensitive monoatomic ion channel activity. The transcript has 5 exons.
AUGUAUAGUAAUGUUGAAGAUGAUUCUUCAUCAUGUGAUUCAUCUUUAUCAGGAGAUGAUGAUCAUAAAGGGCAAAACAAUCAUAGUGAAGAAAUUCUAAGGAGUAAUUCAUAUAGGACUAAUACAAAUGCUUCUUCUAGAAGGUUACCAAGUAUAGCAUUAUCAAAAACUAAAUCUAGGUUAAUGGACCCACCAUCUACCCCAUAUGAUCAAAGAUCCGGUGCGAUACAUCAAAAAUCCGGUCAGCUUAAUUUCAGAUCGGGUUUUCUAGGAAACCCAUCUAUGUUUGAUGACGAUGAUGAUGAUCCCUUUUUCGACGACGAUUUUUCCGAAGAUCAUGUUAAAAGUACAAAAGUUAGUACCAUGAUGGUUAUUGAAUGGGUAAGCCUUGUUUUAAUCAUGGGUGCUUUAGUUUGUAGUCUUGUUAUACCUGUCCUUAGGAAAAAAAAAUUAUGGAGUAUGAAAUUAUGGAAAUGGGAUGUUUUAAUCCUUGUAUUAAUUUGUGGGAGAUUAGUUUCUGAUUGGGUAAUUAGAUGUCUAAUGUUCCUAAUUGAGAGAAGUCUUUUACUUAGAAAAAGGGUUUUAUAUUUUGUUUAUGGGUUAAAAAGUUCAGUCCAAAAUGUUUUUUGGUUAGGGCUUGUUCUUGUAGCAUGGUAUUUUUUAUUCGAUAAAAGAAUAGUAGAAGAAUCUAGAAGUAAACCCUUAAGGGUUGUUACAAGACUAUUGAUAAUUGGUGAAGUGGGUGCAAUUUUAUGGUUAGUAAAAACCCUAUUGGUUAAAGUAUUAGCUUCAAAUUUUCAUGUCAAAGCAUUUUUUGACCGUAUCCAAGAUUCAUUAUUUAAUCAGUUUGUAAUCGAAACACUGUCGUCUCCUCCGUUAUUUGAAAUGCAACAAGUACAAGAAGAAGAGGAACAAACGAUGGCAGAAGUACAAUCGCUACAAAGAGCGGGGAUAAAUGUACCGGUUGAGUUAAGAUCAAGUGUGUUUCCACGUACUAAGAGUAACAUAAGUCAUACUCUGACGGCUGCGCCUUCGGAAAAUGGGAAUAAUAAUAAUAAUAAUAAUAAUAAUAAUAAUAAUAAUAAUAAUAAUGUUGGACAAGCCCCUUACAAAAGUCCAAUAGGGCAAAGUAGAAGAUUUUAUUCGGGUCCCAUAUCUAAAAAAUAUGAUGAAAAUACAGGAUUAUCAAUAGAUAAGUUAAAUAGGCUAAAUCAAAAGAACGUUUCAGCUUGGAAUAUGAAGAGAUUGAUGAGAAUUAUUAGACAUGGGGCAUUGACUACUUUGGAUGAGCAAAUUGUAGAUACUAUAAAUCAUGAUGAUGAUUCUGCUACACAUAUUAGAAGUGAAGUUGAAGCCAAAGCUGCUGCUAGGAAAAUUUUUCGAAGUGUUGCCAAACCUCGUUCUAGGUAUAUUUAUUUGGACGAUGUUAUGCGUUUCAUGCGAGAAGAUGAGGCUUUGAAAACAAUGAGUUUGUUUGAAGGAGCCAUAGAAACUGAGAGAAUUAGCAAGAAAGCAUUGAGAAAUUGGCUGGUGAAAGCAUUUCGAGAUAGAAGAUCACUUGCAUUGACUCUAAAUGACACAAAAUCAGCGGUUAACAAGCUAAAUGUGAUGGUGAAUGUUAUAGUGAGCAUAAUAAUAGUCAUUAUUGGUGUUACAUCACUAAAUAUCAUUACUUCACAAUCUCUCUUAUUCUUAAGCUCUCAAGUUGUUGUUGUGGCCUUUGUUUUUGGUAACACUUGCAAAAAUGUUUUUGAGUCCAUCAUUUUCUUAUUUGUCAUCCACCCUUACGAUGUUGGCGAUCGUUGUGAAAUCGAUGGUGUUCAGAUGGUGGUGGAGGAGAUAAAUAUUUUGACCACGGUAUUUUUAAAAUAUGACAACCAAAAAAUAUUCUUCCCAAACUAUAUACUUAAUACAAAGCCUAUUUAUAACUUCUACCGUAGCCCAGAUAUGGGAGAUGCAAUUGAAUUAUGUUUCCACGUAGCAACUCCCGGUGAAAAAAUUGCUCUUAUGAGGCAACGAAUUACCAGUUACAUUGAGAACAAGAAGGAGCAUUGGUAUCCAAGCCCAAUGAUAAUAUUGAAAGAUGUAGAAGGAUUACAUAUGUUGAAAAUUGCAAUUUGGUUACAACAUAGGAUGAACCACCAAGACAUGGGAGAAAGAUGGGAAAGAAGAGCACUUUUGGUUGAAGAAUGUGUUAAAAUACUUAGAGAAAUGGACAUUGAGUUUAGAAUUUAUCCUUUAAAUGUCAAUGUUUCAUCCCUUCCACCUCUCACUUAUGCUCAUGUUCCUCCUUCUAGUUGGAACAUCCCUCCACCUGAAGGGUCAAAGCAGAUUGUCCAUCCUUAA